GUAUAAAUAGGAGUUGGUUUGAGGACACUGCUAAAUUUUGUUAUUACUCAUUGUGAAGCUGCAAUUCGUGUCUCGUUUUCUCUUUCACCAGACGUUCAACAACUCAAAAGCAUCAUGAACACUUUCAAGAUGUCGAUCAUUCUCAUCGUGUCUCUCUGUCUCUUGAUGAGCAUAGGCCAAUCUGAAGCACAGUCGUCCUCAGAUGAGUCUGACAGCGCGUCCUCUUUAGCAGAGUCUGACAGCGCGUCCUCAUCAGCAGAGUCUGACAGCGCGUCCUCAUCAGCAGAGUCUGCUUCCUCAGCAGAAUCUGCAGACAGCUCAGGCUCGGCAGCUCGCAGGAAGCGAUCUGAAUCAGACUUGGCAGGUCGCUAGAAGCGAUCUAGUUCAGAGGAGGAGUCUGAUGGCGCUCCCUCAGCAGAAUCUGCUUCUUCCAAUGAGAGUAGAUAGACCAAGUCCGGCCACGGACGUUCUCUGGCGACGUUUAAGCGAUGAUUUAUGAUUCAAAUUCAACAGAUUAAAAAUAGAUGUUAACAACUCUUUGUUGGUCACUCUCAUAAUAUCCAUGUUCUAUACUUUAAAUCUGGACGUUCCUCUUUCGUUCCCUAGAUUAAUUUUACUAUUUCAAGUGAGAAAAACACAUAUAUGUCAUAAAGGAGUUGGUCUUGUAAUCAAUUAAGGCUGGAAAUGGGUCAUUAUGCAAGGCUUUUGUAUGUAGUUCAGAUCAUAUUUUUUUCCCAAUUAGCACUCGAGGCAAACAUGUGAGUGUGGCACUGGGUGAAUUUUAUGGGGGCAGCUUAAGAGUUAAUCAGCGCUCCUGGCAGGUGAAAUAUUAUUCAAAACGAUUAUUUACAUAAUUCUAUUUAUAUGUAGACAGAUAUCACCAAUAAUUUCAUUGUAAAAUUAUUUUAUUAUUCAAAUUAAACAAUUAAAAGGCAGUGCCUUUUUUACAUGCUAACAAUUAAUCUUUCUUACACAAAUGAUUACAGUGCAGAAUCUUGUGUGUGUUUUUCAUUCUUGAUAGAUUUCUCUUUAAAUAUAAUCUAAAUGUAGAUAUUACACGAUCGACUGCAUUCCGAAUCAAAUCAUAUUCGGUUUAAGUGUUUUAUUUUUCUUAUGUAAGCACAGACAUUUGAAAUUAAUAGUGUUUCAGAAUGUUUUCUGCUUUACCUCUUCUUUCCCCUUUUUACUUUUUAAAAAAAUACUUUUUUUUAAAUUUUAAAUUCCCUUCUUUAUAAUGUAAUCGUCAUUAUUAUAAUUAUUAUUUCCACCAUUGAUCUGUUUUAAUGUUUUCUGCAUCUAGAAUACAAAACAAAUUUGUGAAUCAUAAUCUUGAUUAAAUCGAAGCUCAAAACCA
This is a messenger RNA of Strongylocentrotus purpuratus (purple sea urchin), 1354 nucleotides long. RefSeq names its product clumping factor A-like. Lineage: Eukaryota; Metazoa; Echinodermata; Echinoidea; Camarodonta; Strongylocentrotidae. The record is from RefSeq and is a predicted model, not a curated record. The coding region runs from base 115 to 372 and encodes 85 amino acids. The transcript has 3 exons.